Messenger RNA from Drosophila suzukii, 688 nucleotides. It is a transcript of the gene Taf10b, whose product is annotated as TBP-associated factor 10b. The record is from RefSeq and is a predicted model, not a curated record. NCBI's taxonomy places the organism in Eukaryota, Metazoa, Arthropoda, Insecta, Diptera, Drosophilidae. Gene Ontology annotation, cellular component: SAGA complex; nucleus; transcription factor TFIID complex. Gene Ontology annotation, biological process: transcription initiation at RNA polymerase II promoter. Gene Ontology annotation, molecular function: RNA polymerase II general transcription initiation factor activity; promoter-specific chromatin binding.
GUCGAACGAUAACUUUCAUCUGUGUGCAAUCAGCAAAUUUCUGAUUUUCUGUUUACAAUGGUGGGCUCCAAUUUUGGCAUAAUUUACCAUAACUCCGCUGGUAGCGGCAAUCAGGGCAACCAUGGACAGUCCUCCGGAGCUGCCGGUGCAGGAGGAGAUCGGGAGAGGAACACACCGGCCUCGCAUCUUAGCGACUUCAUGUCGCAGCUGGAGGAUUACACUCCGUUGAUUCCGGAUGCGGUGACCUCGCACUAUCUUAAUAUGGGCGGAUUCCAGUCGGAUGACAAGCGCAUCGUUCGGCUGAUCAGCCUCGCCGCCCAGAAGUACAUGUCCGACAUCAUCGACGAUGCACUGCAGCACUCCAAGGCACGAACCCAUAUGCAGACCACCAAUACUCCAGGGGGCUCCAAGGCCAAGGAUCGCAAGUUCACCCUGACCAUGGAGGAUCUGCAGCCGGCUUUGGCCGACUACGGCAUAAAUGUCAGGAAAAUGGACUAUAGUCAGUAGAUAGAGGCUUACUUAUGCCGUAUGUUAGUAGUAGUAACUUUUUUCUCAAAGAUGUUAACCCAUCCACGAUUUUGUAGUUCUAUAUCCUAUGUAUAACCAGUAAAUAUAUGAUACCGUCAGCUACGUUUGUAACCAAAUGUUGAUGAAAUCGGAAAUAAAUACCUUUUAAUCCCUUCAAUAA